This is a messenger RNA of Centropristis striata (black sea bass), 3429 nucleotides long. It is a transcript of the gene meioc, whose product is annotated as minamoto. Gene Ontology annotation, cellular component: cytoplasm; nucleus. The coding region runs from base 119 to 2470 and encodes 783 amino acids. Gene Ontology annotation, biological process: mRNA stabilization; female meiosis I; male meiosis I. NCBI's taxonomy places the organism in Eukaryota, Metazoa, Chordata, Actinopteri, Perciformes, Serranidae. The transcript is spliced from 8 exons. The record is from RefSeq and is a predicted model, not a curated record.
ACCACUUGAGGAUAAUGUAUGGACAGUGAAGAAAACUGUUAAUCCACGAAAGUCGACGUUAUUAAACAAACGCAGAUACGUGAUGGAGUAAAGAAGUUAAAGUUCAGCAGAGUUCAGAAUGGCUUUUGACGGACAUCAGACUACAUUUGCAAGUUCACUCUUUCCAACAUACCAGCGUCAGGCCAGUGUAAAUAAAGGUGGUGGAAACAAUGGUAGCGUGGCAUUGCCCUUCAGUGUCUCACUGCAGGAGCAGAAAACAUUACCCUACAUGCCCUGGACUCACAAUGCUCAUGAUGACCCCUAUAGCUUUAUCAAUGGUGCACAGAACAGCAUUAAGAGCAGGAAACCUACUGACAGUUCUGACUGUGAUGGGGAGACUGAUCUACAGGGCCUAGUAUCAAAUAUUUUGGAUGAAGCAGAUUCACAGGACAGCUACUACAGCGAAGGGAGCCUACCAACAUGUAAUCCUGUCUGGUCACCAAAGACGUUGACCGAAGAACUGCUACAGUAUUUUCAAUCAGAGGCUAAAACGCAAAAUACUCCCACCUUUCGCCCAAAUUAUGUAUCCCAUGAGGCUUUCAGUAAAGCACAGGGACAGUCAGUGGACAAACAUGUUGAAGAGUAUCAGCAGCCCAAUGGCCUUUCUACCAAUCAGCAAUGGCUUUUUCAUUUGCCUAAUGGAGACCAGGACAGCAACAACCGCCGACCUCAGAAACUGCCACCAGGUCUACCAGUGCCCAACACAGAAAACACAUACUUGUCACAGGUGCAACAAAGCAAAUAUGACAAUAUGCAAGCUGUGAAAGCCAGAGAAAAUAGUCAACCUGUAAAUAAUUUACCUGACCUCAGUAAUGUCCUUAGGUCUCGUAGUGAAAUGAACAGCUCAUGCUUUCAUUCUUGUUAUGAAGACCAGUACACCCAGAGCAGCACAAAGCCCAACAGUAAUGAGCAGUUAUGGCCACAGGACAUUAACCAACUGGUCAGCAGUUUUCAGUCGUUCAUGGCUGGUGAGCAUGAUAGCUUAUGUUGUGGAGACUUUCCAAACAUUCACAGGCAGACAGUGGGCAUGCAGCAUGAAGACAGCAUGGUUGAACAAUGGAAAAUCACCAGUCCUGCAAUGUCAACACAAAGUACUCCUGCAAUGCAGACCCCAAAACAGCUGCCGGGAGAUUAUGGGACAGUGCAGAUGGAAAGAAAUGCAGUAAGGAAACAGACAUUUAAUCGUGAUGCCUGUCAAGAUCUACCUGGUUUCAGCUCACAAAACACAGAGUACUACCAGCCACGCAAGCAAUUCUCUGCAUCUUUAAACCUACCAAACCAAUACCAAAGCAACAUGACCAUGCACAGAGAGAAAACUUCACCCCCCAUUAACAUGAACCAGUAUUCAAGGCAUCACAUCCAGCAGGGCAUGAUGCAGAGCAAGCUCAGACCACAGAUGCAGAGAGAAAAUAAGAGGGUGCAUAUGUCUGGCAUUCUAGGAGAUGGCUUCUCUGCAAGACCCCUAACCAACACUCACAUGAGAGGGGGAGAUAAGAAACAGGCCCUCUCACAAAACCCAAUCUUCGACCACCUGGGGAGCAUGCAGACGAGAUUUAAUGGAGAAAACAGCAUGGCCAGUGUAGGGAAUACACAGCAGCUCAUGCCUUUCAUAUAUCCUGGGAGUGACCCCAGACUAUACCCCAGUGUGCCCAUCAACCCGUCUAACUUCAGCUCCAGAUCCACACUGCCCUAUGGAAGUGGUGUCCCUGGCAUGGAUGUGGGUGAUAUGUCAGCCAAUGAGUUUGCAACUUUCAACUCCUAUGUUGGCGACAUGAUGACCUGCAGAGGGGAGAGCACUUAUCAUGGCAUGGCCCCAGCCAUGACAACUUCAAUGGUGAUGAAUCAAGGAGGACCAGUGAUCCAGCUUUCCUUCUACCUGGACGAGUGUUAUGAGCAGUGGAGGUGUUUGGAGAGGGAGAGAAGGAGGACAGAGUUUAUCUUCACCAAGACAUUUCUUGGAAAAAAGACUGCAGCAGUUGUCAACACUAACCUACCCAAAACUCCACCAAAUCCCACAAGAGUCGACCACCUCAUUGUAAAUCAGAUGAGGGAACAAGCAAGGGUGGUAAGCCUUCUGGACAGAAUGGAGCGUCUGUGCAAUACUCCGCUCCAUAUCAGCAUCCACACCGCAGUGAACGCGCAUCAUAUGGCUGUUUGCAUCACCCAGGUGAGACGCAAGGAGGAGAUUGCCAGCAUGUCCAAACACCAGCGGCAGAGAGCUUAUUUCACAGAGGACAAAGACACCCUGUUGCUGGUCAUCGCGCUGAAGGACCUCGCUGCUACCACAAGGAAGCUCCGCACGGCCCUGUGGUGUGCUCUCCAGAUGACACUACCGAAACCUGUCAAGAGGCAGGACCACCAUGUUAACAAGGAGGCCACACACACAGAGAGGGGCUCCUCUCCGUUUGAGGGAUACUCUUUUAAGUUAUGAUUUAGCAGGCAACAGAAUGCCCUGAUUAUAAAGCAACAGGGUGAUAUGAACUAAUGUUACCUGCAAGUUUAUAGAGAUCUUUUACCUGCAACACAGUGAUCACUGCAGAAUAGGAGAUGAGCAAUUUGAUGCUUGAUGAUGGCUGAUCUCUUUUGACACCCAGAAGCUUCAAAAGGCUGCCUUUUGUUUUGCAGGAAUUGCAUUGCAUUGCAUUGUUUCAUUUAAUUAGUGUCAGUUCCAAAUUAACGUGAAUCUUGCUCCAUCACCGUUGUAUUUAAAGGCACUAUUUAUGAGGAAGAUUUCGGUGAAUUCUUCAGUUUUACUUAUUUAUUGGAAGGUAAUUGAACCUCGGUUCUUGGUAUUCCCUAGCAAUAAUUGAAUCAUAAAGGCAGUAGUUUAAUAAAACAUGCUUAAUUUUAAAAAUGUUUUCUAAAAAUUUCCAAUUGAUUAGCUUCAGUUUUCUUAUGUAACCUUAACAUACUGUAAUCAGAAAAAGUUUGAACUGUCAGAUACUCUAACUUUAGUGGAAAAAAAGUUCAGUAUUUUAAAUUUAAACAUAUUAAUCAAAUUUCAACUAAACACAUAAACAUUCCUAUCAGUGACAUAUAACAUAGGUAAGUUAAAACAAAAUCUUCUGUUUAGUCAUUCCCUCUGUAUCAGUUGUUUAAUUUUAACAUGCUAAUUUAUAAAAUGUUUUCUGAAAUGUUUCACUUAAUUUCAGAUAGUUGUUAGUCUUUUUUUCUCUCAACACUAAUCACAAAACUGUUUUAUCUGCAAUUUGGUCAAAAGUUUGAACUGUAACAAAAGAUACUGGCACUUAAAGGUGCAGCAUGUUUAAUUUAAAUGUAUUAAUCACACUUAAUCUCUGAUUAUUUUCAGAUAGUAUUAUCAGAUAUUAUUAUCAGUGUGACACUUUGUCAGCCAGGGACCAAAGCUUGUGUCCUUUACAAAGCUACGUC